Molecule: messenger RNA, 4304 nt
Organism: Salmo salar (Atlantic salmon)
Lineage: Eukaryota; Metazoa; Chordata; Actinopteri; Salmoniformes; Salmonidae
Source: RefSeq, a predicted model, not a curated record
CAAUGCGAUUCUAAUGGGCUUAUUUUUGGACCUAAGCUUGUAGUGUGCCUUUCAGCCAUUGGGACAAUGACUCCCAUUGUUAGGGCGGAGACAUGAGCUUCUCGUCAUUAUAUAAAACAUCUCUGCUCAUGAGCAUGGGAUGAAUCAUACAUACCCGUACCUCGGUGUGACUGGAGCAGUCCUCCGAAUUAACGGCAACGUUUGGCUUCAAUCACUUUUAAAACUUUUACAGGUGUUGAAUUACAACUAUAUUUGCAACGAAAUGAAGCGGUAUGUUUUUCUGGGUGUUCUUUCGAUGUAUUACCUCCAGGUGUCAAGCUCGAGCUCUGCCGCCCACGGGUGUUUCUGCCAGGUGACCGGUAGCUUGGAUGACUGCGCUUGUGAUGUGGAGACAAUUGAUGCCUUCAACAAUGAGCGACUCUUCCCCAAACUUCAGAAGCUGCUUGAGUCCGACUAUUUCAGGUUUUAUAAGGUGAACCUGAAUAAGCUAUGUCCAUUCUGGACAGACAAUGGCCUCUGUGGGCAAAAGAACUGUGCAGUGAUACCAUGUACACCAAAUGAGGUCCCAGAGGGAAUCAAAACAAAUGGCCAUCACAAUAAGUACUCAGCUGAAGCAAACAACCAGGAGUGUGAGAAGGCUGAGACGCUUGGAGCAGUGGACAGCUCCCUCAGUAAGGAGACCAGGCAGGCCCUCCUGGAAUGGAACAAGCAUGAUGACGAGGCAGAGCGAUUCUGUGUGAUUGAUGAUGAGGAGUCUCCUGAUUCCCAGUAUGUGGAUCUACUGCUAAAUCCAGAGCGCUUCACUGGAUACAAGGGGCCAGAGGCCUGGCAAAUCUGGAACAGCAUCUAUGAGGAGAACUGCUUCAAACCAUACACUGUGAAGCGACCUCUAAAUCCUAUGGUAUCUUACAGUGGAACUGAUGGGAAGACAUUUUACAGUUGGCUGGAUGGCCAGUGUGUGGAAAAGAGGGCUUUCUUUAGGCUCGUCUCUGGGCUCCACUCUAGCAUCAACAUACACCUGAGUGCCCGGUACCUCCUAGAUGACAACUGGUUCCAGAAGAAGUGGGGUCACAACGUCUCUGAGUUCCAACAACGUUUCGAUGCCCAGCUGACCAACGGCGAGGGCCCAAAGAGGCUGCGCAACCUCUACUUCCUCUACCUGAUCGAGCUGCGUGCCCUGGCCAAAGUCCUGCCUCUUCUCCAGCGCCCCUCCUUCCAGCUGUACACUGGCCAACCCACCCAGGACCGACAACACAAACGCGUGCUCCUAGAGCUCCUCCAGGUGGCCAAGUCUUUCCCUUUGCACUUUGACGAGACGUCUCUGUUUGCUGGAAAUAAGGAGGAAGCUGCCAAUCUCAAGGAGGAUUUCAGGCUGACCUUCCGCAACAUCUCCAGGAUCAUGGACUGUGUGGGCUGCUUUAAGUGCAGGCUCUGGGGCAAACUACAGACUCAGGGGUUAGGCACAGCCCUGAAGAUCUUGUUUUCCGAGCGACAGAUCGAGGCUCUGCCCAAAUCCAGCAGCGCCCGGCUCACUUUCCAGCUCAGUCGCCAAGAGAUAGUGUCUCUCCUCAAUGCCUUUGGAAGGAUUUCAACCAGCAUCAGAGAGUUGGAGAACUUCCGAUCACUGCUGUCUAAGGUCCGGUAGCCUGAACCCACACGUCCCUACAGAGAGCCACAUACCCACAAAAGAAUAACCAGGCUGAUUUAGAAAUGAUUCAAAAUACAACAGCAUCAGCAUGUAGCUGGGGUGUUUGGGGCUGCUGAAAGACACAAGUGAAAGUCCUGACAAGUGACUUACAAGGGAUCUAACUAAACAAAUAAAGGAACAUGGGCCGUAGCCAAUCCCCUUUGAGCUACUUGCCAAUAAGGGUGUUUUCACAGUUUUGAUCUACAGUUGAAAUCAGUUACAUUGUUUUUAAAAAUUUGUUCCGGUUGGUUUCACAUGCGGGUCACAAAUGUCAAACGAACUAAAAUUCCUAAACAAAUCCACCUGUCCAUUCAAGGCAUAGUUGUUUUGGACAAAAAUGCUCACGUUUAAUCAAUCUGAUUAUCAUGAAGCAUCACUGUGUAUCCCAAUCUUCAUAUAGUUUUUUUCUUCCAAAAACAUACGGGAGGAAACAACGCAAUCCCUGCUCUAACUGCUACGUGAAUUGACAAUAUUCAGUAGUUUAUAUCCCCGGUAUAGUAUGGAACGCUGUUUGCGUCUUUGCGUGUCAAAAAAGAUACACGUCAAAUAAGGUUUUAAAGUCACACGUCAAAUAACAGUUUAAUUGUAGAAUGUUGUGUUGGACCGCAACUUCUGGUAUUCUUCAGUUCAUGAAAAGAAAUAGCUAGCCAGCUACUAAACCCUCUUGCCCAAAGCUAACGUUAUAAGCAGCCAGCUAGCUUCAUGGGGCUCGACCGUACCGGGUUAUGUGUUAUGAAGCUAGCCACAAUAACGAUUAGGCACAAUAUUGGAAUUUGCUGUUUGCCUUUUUGAAAGUGAUGCAGAAGGUUACAAUUGGUGGAAUCCUGCCUUAUUUAGACUAGAUAAUGUCAAACAAGGUUGGAAUGUGAAGCAACGAAAUGGGGUGUCAGUUUACUUGGUGACACCCACAGAACACAACUGUGAAGAGUUUACGCAAAUAUUAGGGUUGUAGCUCUUAUCGUGGGACUGUGACUGUGUGAAAUCACCUCCCAGUCAGCCUAUUGUGUGUAUUGACAUUCAUUUUGCACUGUACAGCUUUACCUAAGGAUUGGGGAUCAAUGAAAUGGGGUAUCAGUCUACUCAAUACCCAAGACAUUUUUUCCCAACGUCCUCCUCAGAGUUAUCAGACUUGUUUUUCCUCUGGAAUAGUGUUCAAUACACAGGUUGAUUCACAGUUCUUCCAGAGUCCCACAAUAAGAGCAACGACACUAAUGUUCUCUGGGUGUCACUGAGUAGACUGAUAUCCCAUAUCAUUGAUCCACAAUCCAUAGGUAAGGCUAGUGGUUACAGCGUUGGGCCAGUAACCGAAUGGUUGCUAGAUCGAAUCCCCAAGCUGCCAUGGUAAAAAAUCUGUCGUUCUGCCCCUGACCAAGGCAGUUAACCCACUGUUCCUAGGCCAUCAUUGUAAAUAAGAAUUUGUUCUUAACUGACUUGCCUAGUUAAAUAAAGGUUAUAUAUAAAAUGCUGUACAGUGAAAUAAGUAUGCCCCUAAUGCAAUUCUAAAGUCUAAUACAUCCAGUGUGAAUUAAACAGAUUUGUCUUUUGUUGUUUGCAUAUAACAUUUCAACCUCGUUUAGCAUGAUCUAUUCAAUUACGUCAUAAUUCUACUAUUUGUAUUCAUUUGCAUCACUGUCAAUGACACUUAUUUUGAAGGCUAACCGCAAAGUCCACUAUUGUGGCUAGCGUCACAUAGAUGGGUCCGACCACCAUUAAUCAAAUAAGAACUGUCUUAUAAAUUAGAGUUAUUUUAGAUGACAGCUAGCUAACUAUAGCUACUGAAACAGAUUGUCGUUAUGCUAUGUUUUUGGGGAAGAACAUUGUUUGCAUCCAUGAGCUAGCUAGCUUUUUUUAUGACUAGCACUGUAGGUGCGCGAGACAAGUUUACCAGCAUCAUAGCAUGUGUAUCGAUGAAUCGUUGUGACAUAUGAGUGAUAGAGUAAUCAAUGUGUAAUAACUACGUACAAAAAUUAUGAAUGCGUUAAAUGUAUGUGACGUGCAGUUAUAUUCAGGUCCUGAUUGGUCAACAAGCUUAUUUGACACGUCAAAUAGUGUUAUUUGACGUGUAUCUUUUUUUGACAUGCAAAGACCCAAACGGUGUUCCAUAGUAUAGCCCUCUCUCCACGAAUCUGCAUCGGAUGCGCUCAUAAAUGCGCUGCUACUCAGCGAAUGUUUCAGAAAUACAAAGUUAUGAUGCUGCGUGGAUUUCAUCAAAUGGUCGCAGUCACACAACCAUUAAUACUGCGCGACUCUGGUUAUUUUCGUGUUUUUGGUCUGGACUGCGUUCUCGCCUACAGCGAACCGCGCCACAGUACGAAUUGAAUCGGGAAAAACCGCUCCAAACCAAUUGGGUGUGAAAGCCCCCUUAGAGUAUUAGGUUUUUAAAAAAACGUUGCACCGUUUUGCUUCCAGUACCUUUUCACAAUGGGUUUAUUGGCGAGUGGUUGACUACGUUAUCCUCAAACAUUUUGCACACUACAUAUGUAAAACGCGUUGACCAUUGAUAUAAUGUGUACACUCCUCAGGGCUUUUCUAUGUGCUGUAAGGCAACUGAAUGUAAUGGGAUGUUUUCUAUGAGUGAAAAAAUAAACAUUGGCGUGUCCUACAUCAUCUACAUAAA